Molecule: messenger RNA, 2497 nt
Organism: Phyllostomus hastatus (greater spear-nosed bat)
Lineage: Eukaryota; Metazoa; Chordata; Mammalia; Chiroptera; Phyllostomidae
Gene: RCAN1
Product: regulator of calcineurin 1
Exons: 4
Coding region: 119-988 (289 amino acids)
Biological process (GO): calcium-mediated signaling
Cellular component (GO): nucleus; cytoplasm
Molecular function (GO): nucleic acid binding; calcium-dependent protein serine/threonine phosphatase regulator activity
Source: RefSeq, a predicted model, not a curated record
GAGCGCCAGUGCAAUUACUACCAGUGGAAACUAUGUUGCAGGAGCUGGCAGGGGCAGCUGCAGAGAGCCUGGCCGAUUUUUCCAUCCCGCCCGGGCAGCGUUCAUUAGCAUAGGGAAAAUGACUAAGGUGUUGACGUCACCUCUUUCCAGCAGAAACUCACACGCCGUCCCUGUCUGCUGGAGCUCGCCGGGCUUGACUCAGGGAUUCGCUGUCCAAACAGGAUGCGCUGGUAGCGACGCUUUUCCCGGAGGGGGCCGGGCCGCCGCGGCGCCUUAUAAGCAGCGGCUCCGCGGAGGGGCCCCAGCCGCUCGCUCACUCGCUCCCUCGGAGAGCAUCCUGGCGCUCGCGCUGCACCCGCGUGCGUCUCUAGCGCGCUGCCUGCAAGGAAGGAAGAUGCAUUUUAGAAAUUUUGACUACAGUUUUAGCUCCUUGAUUGCCUGUGUGGCAAACGGUGAUGUCUUCAGUGAAAGCGAAACGAGGGCCAAAUUCGAAUCCCUCUUUAGGACAUACGACAAGGACAUCACCUUUCAGUAUUUUAAGAGCUUCAAACGCGUCAGAAUAAACUUCAGCAACCCCUUGUCCGCGGCCGAUGCCCGGCUGCAGCUGCACAAGACUGAAUUUCUCGGGAAGGAGAUGAAGUUGUAUUUUGCUCAGACUCUGCACAUAGGGAGCUCCCGCCUGGCCCCCCCGAACCCCGACAAGCAGUUUCUGAUCUCUCCGCCUGCCUCGCCGCCCGUUGGCUGGAAACAAGUGGAAGAUGCCACGCCCGUCAUAAACUACGACCUCUUGUGCGCGAUCUCCAAGCUUGGGCCAGGGGAGAAGUACGAGCUGCACGCAGCCACGGACACCACGCCGAGCGUGGUGGUGCACGUGUGCGAGAGUGACCAGGAGGACGCGGAGGAGGAGGAGAUGGAGAGGACGAAGAGGCCCAAGCCCAAGAUCAUCCAGACCCGCCGGCCGGAGUACACGGCCCUGCACUUGAGCUGAGCGGGCCCCUGGCCGAAGCACCCACCCCAAGCCCCACUCGUGGGGAGGAAUCUUUGGCUGUGGGACUGGCCCGCCACCACUUCGGAGGGGGCAGCCCCGAUCGCGGUGGCGGGGACGCCAGUUCCCGUCGCUCAGAGGAGGAUCACGGCUUUGUCCCCCGGCUCUGACACUGCACACGGAUGCCUGCGGCCCCAGGGUGUCCCGGGCCAACCGCCGAGUGUGGGGCAACCGCACACGGCCGUUAGGGAGUGUCUCGAGAAAACCCGAUAACCGUGGUGUCCUGGACUUGUCCUUCCCUGCCGGGCUCUGCAUUUGCCGAGGGCGGGCUGGUCGGGGGAGUGGGGGGGCCCCGGGGCCGAUCCCACACAGCCCUCUGGGGGAGCCCCUCCCCUGCUGCGGCCGAGGCUGGAAGGCUGGGGGAACCACGGGCCGGGCCGUGUGGGUGUCCAAUGACGUCUGGUUUCUCUCCCCCCCGUCCUGGUGUUGGUGCAUGUGUGUUCCCCAUUCCCCACACUAACCCUCGUCCGUAGGUAGAGUUACGUACGCUCUCGUCAUGUCGCAUGUUUUGGGAGGAUAGGAAGGCGCCUGGAAGCUCGCACCUCUGCAGAUGCACGACUCCUGGCGGGGAGUCCCGCCCACAAUGUGUCACCCGGCCCCCGCCCUGUGUGUCUUGUCGCCCGUGCUUUCACGGGAGGGGAGGGGUCCCUCGGGAGCUCCCAGGCCAGCCCCGCUCACCCGGUUCAGAGGGUUUCGCUGCCGGCUCGUCGUGGGGCGCGAUCCACCUCAUCCGUGCCUCACAUGUGGGUGUCCACCACGGAUGAGUCCCAGCCAAAACCUUUCCUGGGGAUGCUUGGUUAAAAGAGUUGAUUUUUUUUUUAACCCACCAAAGCAUCAAGAUAAACGUGUAAAUAAAGCCGAUACGUGUAUUCCGACCUGCUGUGCACUUGGGUGAACAAAAACAUGGCGGUGGGGGGGUGGUGUGAGAUGGAGCAGCCCACCUGUGACCGUGCGUUGUAGAGCAACACCGUUACAACGUCGGGCGGGACUCGAAUUCCAAGCAUGUGACGUGGACAGGGGGCGGGCAGUGACACAAGAGGGACGCAGUGCCUUCCCCAUCCACUCCCGAUGGAGCCGUCACCCUCAUCAGUGUCUGUGGAUUUUUCUAGUUGUCGUGUAUGCGUCUGGUCAACAGGUGUUAUAUUUCAGCCUUAAAAAAAUACCGUAACCAAGUGUGUCAUUUUGAAAUACCUAAUGCCGAGUUCACAGUGCAUGCUUUGGGAAAUGAGAAGACAGUUCCGCCGGAGAAGUGAGUAAAUUCGACUGUUCACAUCAGGAAAUUGGCGGAAUGUUCUCAAAGCCCUGUCCACAGUUCUCGGUGGGGGCGGGGCGGGGGGGGUGGCCCUCCGUGUGUUCCUAGGUAAGUGCUUUCAAACCGGAGAGGCUGACCUCAGAACAUUUUUUUUAAUCGCGUUCUGUAAUAAAUCCACACGAUACGCUCUUUAUGGAAAA